AGCUCCCACAGCCUGCCCAGCUCACCAGGCACUGCUGCACAAGAAUCCCAGCUUUCAGCAAUCAGAAGCGGCAGGAUUCAGAGAGCCACCCUGGAGCCCACUCUCCCAGCAUGCGGACGCCGGCCGUGAUGAUCGUGGGACUGGUGCUCUGCCCCUGCGGGCUCCUGCUGACACUGACAGGCACGUUGACACCCAACUGGAGGCAGGUGAGCCUCAUCCCCAAUCAGCCCUCCGACCUCAUCUUGGAGCAGGGCAUCUGGGACCUGUGCAGGGAGCGGCAGAGCAGCCAUGAUCGCCUCUGCGGGCAGGAGGAUGAGCUGGGCUACUUCAAGGAGGUGCCCGUGCAGGUGGCACGAGGCCUGAUGCCCAGCUCACUGGUGCUCACAGUGCUGGGCUUGGUGGUGGCUGCCCUGGGGGUGCGGUGCUGGCAGAAGGAACCCCGUCACGCAUUGGCUGGUGCUUCGGGGCUUGUGCUGCUGCUCCCGGGGCUGCUGAGCCUGGUGCCUGCCUCCUGGUACACCCAUGAGCUGGAGGUACUACCUGCACCCUCUGGUGCCACGCUGGCUGUGGGUUACAGCUUGGUGCUGAGCUACCUGGGUAGCUGCCUGGAGAUCCUGGGGGGAGUGGCCCUCACCCUCAGCUUCCACCACUGCUGCAAGGAGCGCAGGGCAUCCAAAACUCCCCCUAGCCCUGUUCUGGAGCCUGGGACACGCUCCAUCACUGGGGCCUACAGCAACCCCUGGGAUGUGCUGGAGAAUGAGCGAGAUGGGCGGCGUGGGAGGAGCACCCUGCCUUGUGACUCGGACCUGUAGUUCCAGCACAGUGACACAUCUUGAAGCUCUGCAGGCAGCCAUGCUCCCCGCUCUGCAACCGUGCCAAAGCUGUACUGGCUCCAGCCCUGUCUCCACCCCCUCUGUGCAGCUCUUAGCUCAGUCCCCUGUGCCAUGCAGGGCUAAGGCAGCUGCAGCGUUCUCAUGCGAGCAGGCCACCAGUUAGUGCUGUGCAGCCUGCAGGGUGGGGGACCAAAUGUCCCAAAUGUCUCUUUAGGGCUGAGCAAACAUCAAAAUA
Lagopus leucura (white-tailed ptarmigan) is the source of this 1068-nucleotide messenger RNA. RefSeq names its product claudin 23 (gene CLDN23). Gene Ontology annotation, molecular function: structural molecule activity. NCBI's taxonomy places the organism in Eukaryota, Metazoa, Chordata, Aves, Galliformes, Phasianidae. Gene Ontology annotation, biological process: bicellular tight junction assembly; cell adhesion. Gene Ontology annotation, cellular component: bicellular tight junction; plasma membrane. The transcript has a single exon. The record is from RefSeq and is a predicted model, not a curated record. The coding region runs from base 111 to 812 and encodes 233 amino acids.